AUGGAACACUGGGCAACAGACAAGUUGAGCAUCUUUCUCGGUUUAGAUACCCUCACUCUCGAGACACAGGUCAUUCCUUAUCUCAUGACUCUCGACACACCCGAUGCACUCACUCAGCACUUGACAGAUAUGCUUGGAACGUCAUCAGAUUGCCUCGAUUUUAUUUACGAAUUUGCCAAUCGUCGAUUUACACAAAAACAGCCCAAAGUCCAGACGUCGUCCCAGUCUAGUAAAGGAUUGCCCUUUCCUUCUCUUCCUGCUGGAGAAGUUAAUUCUCAAUGGCCAGCAAAUAUUAACAUACAUGACAAGUCUAAUGAUGAAAUGCUGUUUUCAGGGUCUCGCAAGCCUAAGAAACAAAAUAAGCCUAAGGCUAGUUCAUCUUCAUCCGACAAACAACAGCAACAAAAGAAAAAGAAGGAGAUGACACUUGAGACAGCAUUGAAGGAAUUAGAUAUAAAGGCGGGUGAUGGAAAGCGCAAACCGUGCCAAUGUCAAGCUACAAAACACCCACUACUAGAUAUUGCACCAAACUGCCUGAACUGCGGCAAGAUCAUAUGCACUCUCGAGGGACCUGGACCGUGCACAUUCUGUGGAACGGAAGUAUUAUCAAAAGAACAAGAGGUCCAUUUGAUUUCUGAAGCCAAGAAGAAGCGUGCCGAACUCAAGAAUCAACAGAAUCAACAGCAACAGCCUCGUCGCGUAAAAAAUCCUGUACGCAAACACGGCUAUGCUAGUAUGCUUAGUGGGGAUUUUGGUUCUGGACAGACGACACAAGAAGAGGAAGAGGCUCAAAGAAGAGCGGAAGAGCACAAAGAAAAACUUUUAAGCUUUCAAAAAACUAGCUCUAAACGAAACACAGUAAUUGAUCAGGCAGCAGAUCUUGUUUUGCCAAUAGAUCAAGCCAGCUCAUGGGCAAGCCCUCAAGAGCGUGCUUCGAUGUUAAAAAAGCAGCAAGCCAAUUUACGACGAAUUGAGAAAGCAGAUCAACCUCGACGUCGCGUAAUGACUCUCGACAUAAAAACGAAACAGGUUCGCCUAGAAGAAAUGUCGGAUACAGACGAAGAAUCUGCGGAAGAGGAAGAGGAAGAAGUAGCGAUAAAUCGGUCUAGAGAAAGUUCGAGUGGAGGCACUUUUGCCAACAACCCACUGUUAAAGGACUUGAAGGCACCAACAUUUGUUAGAAAAUCAAAGGCAUCAUCGAGCAAGCAAUCAUCUGGGAAAAAAGGCAUUCAAUUAAACAAUGACGAUGUGAUAGAAUUCAAACACCCUCGAAACAAAAGAAAUGGUCAAUCUGACUAA
Phycomyces blakesleeanus NRRL 1555(-) is the source of this 1299-nucleotide messenger RNA. RefSeq lists its product as hypothetical. Gene Ontology annotation, biological process: regulation of DNA-templated transcription. The coding region runs from base 1 to 1299 and encodes 432 amino acids. The transcript is spliced from 5 exons. Lineage: Eukaryota; Fungi; Mucoromycota; Mucoromycetes; Mucorales; Phycomycetaceae. Gene Ontology annotation, molecular function: zinc ion binding. The record is from RefSeq and is a predicted model, not a curated record. Gene Ontology annotation, cellular component: nucleus.